Messenger RNA from Thlaspi arvense, 2361 nucleotides. NCBI's taxonomy places the organism in Eukaryota, Viridiplantae, Streptophyta, Magnoliopsida, Brassicales, Brassicaceae. The record is from the annotation of a GenBank genome assembly.
CUUUAACAACGGUCCCUAUCUUCACGAUUGUUUCUUCUCUGUAUCCCUCUCUCCGGCGACCGUGAAACCAUGUGGUCGGCGACGCUCUCUCUCCCUUCCUUUGUGGCUACUACUUCAUCUUCUCUUCAAAGUUUCAGGAACCCUAGAUUUCCGAAGAUCCAAGCUUCGCUCGCUAGUUACCCUCUCGCUAGCAAAAUCAUGGUCAGAAAUUUACCGUUUUCUACAAGUGAAGAUUUUCUGCAGAGGGAGUUUUCAGCUUUUGGCGAGAUAGCUGAAGUUAAGCUUAUCAAAGAUGAGUCAAUGAAGAGAUCAAAAGGUUAUGCCUUUAUUCAAUUCACGUCUCAAGACGAUGCAUUUCUUGCCCUAGAGACCAUGGACCGUAGGAUGUACAAUGGCAGGAUGAUUUACAUAGACAUUGCGAAGCCGGGGAAGCAUGAUUUCCAACAGCAUCCGAGGACUUCUGGUCCCCCGGAGAAGCUCCAGGUGCAAGAAGAAGCAGCCAAUAACGAGGUCGCUGAUUGCUGGUAUUAGUUGUUUCACCAAACUGCAACUGAACUUGCAUAGAGCAGAUCAUUUAUAUGUAUGAUUAUUGAGUCAAAAACCAAUGUUUUCUCAUUAGCACAGUGAUCAAUACGAAGUAUGUUAUUUCUACUGAUAGACAAUGACUGAUACGGUUCCAGUUACAGCUCUAUCGGUUUCUACAACUACCACAUUGUUUGAAACCUUGGUCACUGCAUUCGCAGGAAUCUGUCCGGAUUGAGCCAAAAACGAAUGCUGGUAAUGGUUUAUCCGGUUUGGGAAUACCAAGGCAUGGUUAAAGUCAGCGACCCAUCUUGUCCCGUUUGCGGAAGAAACCUUUGACUUCCCGGUUGUUGAUUUCAGCCUCAUCCCUGAUGCAUUGUUCUGAUCAAUCACAACUUGAUCAACCUCGUGAAACUUUCCUUUCACCUUGACGAUCGGGAAAUUUUUCCCCGAGGUACUGCUAAACAUGUUGUUGACGAUGUUUAGCCCGGAGACCUUCCCGCGUGCUGAUCUCAGGACGAUGUUAGCAUCUCCUAUGAAGAGAGAGUUUGUGACAUGAACGUGAACAGGGUCUUCGAUGACUAUACCUGUGUAAUCAAGGUAACAGUUGUCUAUCCUCGUUAAACGCGAUUUCACUAGAAUGCCGAUUCCACCAAACCAUGUGGCUUUAUUGUAGCAAUGCACCCCCGUGACCAUGUUCGCCUCGCCACUCAAAGAGAUACCGAUCCUAGCCGAGAAAAUCACUACGUCUGUUAUGGCGUUAUCGGUACUGGAGAUGUCGAUUCCUGUCCCGGAAAACUCUUUUUCUUGCUGGUCUCCUCCUACAGUUGAAUGUUGCCCCAAGAAGGUGUUUGAAAUAUAUGUCUCGUGACCUCCCUUGACGUUAAUCCCCUGUGUUGUGAAAUGGAGGAAGUAGCAAUCGGUUAUACGUAUACGAGCUGAGUCGAUUGCCAAAAUACCUCCUCCUCGGAAGCUCGAGUCGAAUAGAAUGUCUCGAAAGGUCACAUCCUCAAAGAAGAUCCCAGAGUUUGGUGGUACGAGUUCGACCAAAUGUCUGUUACCUGGAAACACGUUCGAUGCCCUGAAAGUCCCGCCUUUUACCUGAGUUUCACCACAAACCAAUGGUAAAGGGUCACUAACCACGAGAUUUCCUCCGCCGGAGGAAGGGAACCUGAGAGGUUUUCCGAUCUUGUAACUGCCACCUUGGAGAUCAAUAACUAGACCUCCUAGAUCGGCUACACGUGGCAUCAUGUGAAGCCCGGUCCGCAACUGAAAAGCAUCGGUUAAAGCUUCUAGUAUUGCGUCACUACUGUCUUGUCUACCUGUCGGAUCAGCUCCGUAACCAAUCGGAAGCUUACGAUUUUGGGAUAGUGCGAAGAAGGAGAAGACAAUGGUGGGAGAGUGGGAGUGAUCAUGAGUCUUUCUUGGAUCUUGUCUUGGUAUUCUGAAAGCUUUGUCAUAUCUCUUCUUCUGAAGGAUAAUGUCUCUUCAAACUCCAUUGACAUUGUUAGGAGAAACAGUAACAAGCAAACCAAGCAACGGAGUCUCAUUUUGUCUUUCUUGAUUUCUGUCUUCUUCUUGAGAGAGAGAGAGAGAGAGAGAGAGAGAGAUUGAUUAUAAAGAAGACGCAGGCAGAGAGAAGUCAGAGAACGAUGUCUGUUAUUAAAUUUUGUUAGACGAGCGCAUUAUUUGCACGUCGUUCUCUCAACCUCUGUUGUGCCUCUCUGGCGUUAAUAGUUUAUUAUCUACACUAUGAUUAGUUUAAGGUUCAUUUGUCAUGAAGUUUGAAGUUUUCCAAAACGAUGCAUCAUUUAUAAGAACAGUAUACUUUUAUUUCAA